UUUUCAUUUUGCAUUCAUUGUAAAGCGUCAAUCACGUGUGUAAUCAACAAUCACAUCCCAGAAGUUAUGGAAAGGUCGCUCAACCAGGAAAUCAACUUUUUAGAAGCCUAUACUUCAGCUCUGCAAACCUCUACGGACUUCAAUAAACUUAGUAAAUAUUCUAUGACAUUCAUCAAACAGGUUAAUUGAUAUUGGUAAAGGUAAACAAAGGGAUCCAGUUAUGACGUCAAAUUAUAAGACCACGCACAUCCUAACGAUAGAGCCUGAGAUGUUUUGGUCGGGCAGAUCAAGUUCUUCUCCAAUCGAUGUCGAAUUCGAUAUAGACGGAAACAUUCUCAUUUGUAAUUCUACAGAUGAGAUUCUUAAAUUUAACGAAGAUGGUAAAUUCUUGUCUCGACUUUCUAUCGGCUACGACAGAAAAAUAUGCGGAAUAUCGUGCAACGAAAAUGGCGAGAUUUAUAUGACAGAUGACAAAGCCAAAGAGGUGAUUGUCUGCGACGACGAAGGCCAGAUCACAUUCAAUUUCCCUGUAAAUGGGAAAUCCUCAGAUUAUGAGCCUAAUACAAUGACCCUUGGUGGAUUGGUCGUCUCCAAGGAAGACGGCAUGGUGUUUGUGGUGGAUCAGGAAUCGAACCACGUUCUACGAUUCUCAAAAGAUGCGAAAUUGUUGAACGAGAUAUCUUACGGUUCAAACCAUGGGAAAGGGACAAUAAGGAGUGCUCAGUAUGUGGCUUUGGACGCUAGCUACAACGUUUUAGUGAAUGACAGCCAGCAGAAUCGUGUGCAAGUAUUUCGGCCAGAUGGUCAGUUUGUCCGGUCUUUACGAGGAUCGCGGCAUCCCGGAACAUCUCUGGAAUAUUUCAACCAACCGAGCGGAAUUGCGGUUUUUGAGAAUGGACAUGUAGCGGUUGGGUGUCAAUCGGGAUUAUUUGCUUGUAAAAAUACAUCAUACGGUCCCAUAGUACGCAGAUUUGAUGAUAAAAAUAGUGCAAAUGGUAUCUUGGGUACAAAAGGCAUUGCUGCUACUAAAGGAAAUACUAUGGCCGUUGCCUUAGCAAUGCAAGAUGCCGAGUCAACCAUUGAGUUGUUUAAAUAUGAUUUGGCCGUUAAGGAAGAAACAGAAUGUUGACGAUUAAGACUCAACUUCACAUUUGAUAGCUAAAAUGCCUAAAUGAUAAGAAAAACACAAUAAAUAAUACUUCAUAGGCUGAAUUAUGUAAUGAUAUGUGUAAUUGGAAUCUCGGUUGCAAACGAUUCGUAAAUGUAAUAUUAACACCGGUACACUACACCGGAUUCAAAACUGGUGCAACCUAUAAGAUAUACAAAGGAUACAAAGGAUUAGGUAGAAGCGGUUGGCGCAUCGGUUGUGGCUUGGACUCGCAACCUCGAAACUAUCGCUCUGCAAAUCGCUUGUCCUUGGGCAACAGCUAAUGUAGUACAGUAACAACCGUUAAUGUAGCACACUCCACAGCUUAUGUAGUAAAACUCUCCUCUAAUAUAGAAACACCAACAGCUUAUGUAGUAGAAAGAAAAUCAACCUCAGCUUAUGCAGAACGCUCAACAGCUAGAGUAGUAACGAAAUUGCGUCACAGCUAAAUAUAACUACUAUCGCCAGCUAAUGUAGAAUAUUAAAAUAUUACAAUAUCAUUGGCUGAACGUGGGAGGAACUAAAAUCAGGUUGCCUGCACAUUUCCUAAUGGCGCGUAAACCUGUCAGGGUACUUAAAAAAUGCCGCCAAGCCAAUAUUGUCGGGUGCUCAUCUCGGUAACCACUAAUCAGUAAACCUUAAUAAUUGUCUCGCAUUGGCAUAAGAUCGACAAUGGCGUAAGUUCGUCACAGUCAGUCGGUCGGUAGGUUCCCAUUACUUUACAUCUGCAUUUGCAAUUUCAGUUUAGCCGGACAUUCACUGUGCCCGACCGACGGUCGGCCGAUGCGAUUAUAUGGAGAACGAUCCGACUGCCCCACCGACAAUCAGCAGGCGGAGUCAGUGGCGUAGCCAGUAUUUCUGUAGAUGGUGGGGGUGAGGGGUGGGGAAGUGUGGGUCAGUGAUAUUAUGGCGGAGGAAACAUGGGGUGGGGGAAACAACUGUUCUGAUCAAAACGAGGAACCAAAUGCUGGGGGCCAGGGUAAAAAAAAAUUUGUUUAAAAAAUAUGGCUGUAAAUGGCUAUCUUACGUGACCUCAGCCUGUCUGCUCUUAAAUAAUAAUGUAUAAAUCAAGUGAAAUUUAUGGAAUUAAAGAAUCAAAAUGAAUAUCA
Messenger RNA from Anneissia japonica, 2256 nucleotides. Its product is annotated as E3 ubiquitin-protein ligase TRIM71-like. The transcript is spliced from 2 exons. Bases 221 to 1129 code for a protein of 302 amino acids. The record is from RefSeq and is a predicted model, not a curated record. Lineage: Eukaryota; Metazoa; Echinodermata; Crinoidea; Comatulida; Comatulidae.